AUUACAACUGUUCGCAUCUCGUCGAGCAGCCCCUUGAAUACAGAAGAAGGAUCCGAGCUGCAAUUAGUCUUCUCACGGCCACCGCGGCGCAAUUCCACUCCCUCUGACGAUCUCAAGUUCCCUCCUGUGCGAGUUGACUGUUCGCUGACCAAACUCGACCUGGAGACACUCAUGAUGCGAUCCACGCAGCGCCACCACCCAGACGAGGCGGGCAGCUCCCUCGACGACAGUAGUUAUGACCUGCUUGGGGACGGCAUCAUGGACGUGUCCGAUGACGAGGCCCACACGGCAUCCAUCGCCUCCACCGACGUUCCGACGCCCGACGACACGUCCGACGACUUUAGUGACGACGAGGCCGAGUACGAGAUGGGCGGCCGAGGCUUACAUGACAGCGUUUACUCGUCACAAGCCGAAGCCCCAGAGCACCAGGCCGACGUACACCCCGCCACAGCAUGGGACGACUCUACACUUACCGAAGUGCCCUCAUACCUGUCUGGGAGCGAGAGUUCCUGGCGCAUCAUGCUGAACGAGCACCCAAUGCACAAUGAAGACGUUAUUCAGGGAAGUAAUGUUAUCCAGAGCUCGACGGACUACACAGAUGAGCUGCCGGAAGUAUUCAGUCGCUAUGGCUGUGGCGAGGUGAGGCUGUCCGUCAAGGCAGCCUUGGCAAAAUACCCCCUCGCUACACCUGACUCCUAUAAGAUAUUAUACAUUGGGAUGCCUGAGAAAUGGGCAGAAGAUAUCACUACUGCGCAGAUCGCUACGGCACUGGGUGCCCACCCUAGCGUCUCCAAGUCGGUCAUGGUACGCGGACAAAUCGAGCCGUACGUCCCUGUUCCGCAAGUCUCUCGCUGCAUCAAUCUUGAAGUUCUCACCUCACACGGGAGGCCCACGCAUGUCAUGGUAGAAUUAGAAGAUGGAACACAUAUCAAAUUCGGGCACGGCAUGUCCACUCAUUCCCCGGACCGACCAGACCUUGUGGUUAUAUGCCACCGAACGCAACCGGAAGUGGCUGCUGAAGACGAAGAAGCCAUUGAAGUUGCAAGAAAGUUCUUUGGCUAUGUCAAGAUUCCAUGCAUCGACCUUGCCCAGGUCAUCCCCCAUGGUGCUACGUCUCUCGAAGAGGAUGCGGCAGCCUUGCAAAUACAUGUCGAGGGCCGCGACCACCCAAACGCUGACUACGAGCUGAAAGCAAUAUUGCCUCUAAAUCACCGUGGCUUUAGCAGACUCGAUCCGUCUCAGCUCAAUCGCCACCUUGCUCACAUCAGCCCUCACCUCAUGACAGCACAAGGCAUGAAGAAAGGCCAGAAAGCACAGGCGUCAUGGAUUCGUCGAAAGAUUAAGACGUUUAUGAAGACCACUGGAAUUCAGUGGUCGGUGGCAAGAAUGCUACUAUCUCUGAUGGUCCUAUGUGCACUGAUACCUGCUCUACUCCAGGCCGUAGCUUUUGCUCCCAUGCUAUUCCAGAAGACUUCACAAAGCAUAUCCGCACUAUCAGUACUCUCUGAGACAACGGGAAUUGCUUCCAGCAUCGCCCCGAUGGCAUCCAUGUCUUCACAAAUAGCUUCGGCUAUCUCGACUGCAUCCAUCCCACCGGCGAUGCGAGGUCUGACGGUCAUACCACCCCACACGCAGCCUGAUCAAAAGUCAAAGGCGAAAGAUGCAGGCAUGGGCGGCUUCGAGCUCCAGACUACCGGGGACCAUCAAUUCACACUCCGUCCCUCGAAAGCUUUUGGUACUAGUCGCAAGAGACCACAGCUCCAAAUUCAGAUUGCUCGCCAGUCGCAACCAGUGCCUAUCCGGUACAACCGCACCGUGACAGGCGAGUACAUUGUCGACCUUGAACACAAGUAUCCAUUCGGCACGUUCAACGUUAGCAUCGCAACUCACUCGAAGCCGCUUCUACGACAGUCUUUCGAAGUCAUGCUGGGUCACAACAAGUCAAUGCUGGACCAGUUCAUUGAGAAUGCCAAGUUGGGUCUUUCUAGUACCCAGGACACUCUACGGAACGUCUCCGUCAUGGCGGCACAGCAUAUGCAGACAUACAUGGCUGUGCAGGAUAUCGACAUGACAGCUGCGUCUGAGCAUAUCCAACGUAUGCGGCAAAAGGUUCAGGAGCAGUUGCAGACAAAGGGUGAUCUAGCACGACAGAUGCCCGAAGCGGCAUGGGCGAGUUUACGGGAAGUGACAGCACCAGUACGCACGUCAUCGGCAAUGAAGAAGGCCAGGAUGAAUGCCCUUCGCCUUCGAUGCAGGAUAGAAAUGGCUGCAGGGUUGUCUCCAAAAGACAGCAGCGAGAAGCAGAGCUGGGCAUGCGCCAAGGUGCGUGGAGAGACGUAAGUGGAGAUUGAGGAUUGGGGAUUGGGGAUUUGGAGAUGGGACACUGGGAGGACAGAGGGUCAAUUUCUGCUUAUUCCUUUUGUGGGUAGAAUCUGCACGUGUUGCAGCAGCAUUGAUAACGGUCACGAGGACAUGGAGUUAUGAACAUGAUACCCCGUGUAUACACUGGACUGGUUGGGGUGGAUUGGGCAUGUGGCGUUUGUGUGGGUUGUCAG
Molecule: messenger RNA, 2555 nt
Organism: Exserohilum turcica Et28A
Lineage: Eukaryota; Fungi; Ascomycota; Dothideomycetes; Pleosporales; Pleosporaceae
Exons: 2
Coding region: 172-2340 (722 amino acids)
Source: RefSeq, a predicted model, not a curated record